This is a messenger RNA of Thlaspi arvense, 1455 nucleotides long. NCBI's taxonomy places the organism in Eukaryota, Viridiplantae, Streptophyta, Magnoliopsida, Brassicales, Brassicaceae. The record is from the annotation of a GenBank genome assembly.
AGGAUUGCGAGGCUUUGUUCUACUACUUCUCUGUUCUUUCUUCUUCACCUUCUACCUCUGGCUUUUGCCGGCCAUGACUACGGCGACGCUCUGAGUAAAAGCAUUUCUUCUUCGAAGCUCAGAGAUCUGGGUACCUUCCCAGCACUCAGAGAGUCAAGUGGAGGAGCCAUUCUGGUCUCAACGAUGGCAAGGCCAGUGGGAAAAAUGGAAGGUGAAUCUGGUGGGGGGUUACUACGACGCAGGGGACAAUGUGAAGUUUGGGUUUCCGAUGGCGUUCACAGUUACAAUGAUGUCGUGGAGCAUAGUCGAGUACCGCGGCAAUUGCUGCGAGUGGUGAGCUCCGCCACGCCAUGGAUGCUGUCAAGUGGGGCACAGACUACCUCAUUAAAGCUCACUCAAGUCCGAUGUCCUAUAUGGAGAGGUCGGAGAUGGGAACACAGACCACUACUGCUGCAGAGGCCAGAGGACAUGACGACCUCCCGGGGAGCCUACAAGAUCGACCCCAACCACCCCGGAUCCGACCUCGCCGGCGAGACCGCCGCCGCUAUGGCCGCCGCCUCCGUUGUCUUCCGUCGCCGUAACCCCUCUUACGCCAAGUUACUUCUCAUCCACGCGCAGCAGCUGUUCCAAUUUGCGGACAAGUUCAGGGGCAAAUACGACAGCAGCAUUGCGGUGGCCCAGAAGUACUACCGAUCCGUCAGUGGAUACGCGGACGAACUGCUUUGGGCUGCUGCGUGGUUGUACAGGGCGACGAACAAUAGGCACUACCUUAACUACUUGCCAUCAACGGAGAUGCGCUUGGUGGGACUAUAUGCCGGAGUUCAGACUCUUGUUGCCAAGGUAAAUGUUAGAUUGGACGUGAAAUUUGUCGUUAGGGAAAGCUGGUCGCAAUGCACGAUCUUCCAACAGUACCAGCAGAAAGCUGAGUUUUUCAUGUGCUCGUGCCUCGGAAAAGGAGGCCGGAAUUUUGUGACCAGUGCUUCCUUCCUCAUGAUUGUCUACUCUGACUAUCUCACCUCCGCCAGAAAAAGCCUCAGCUGUGCUUCCGGCGGAGUUUCACCCUCACGAGCUUCUUGCUUUUUGCCAAGUCUCAGGUGGACUAUAUAUUGGGAGACAACCCGAGAGCCACAAGUUACAUGGUGGGCUAUGGAAGCAACUACCCCAACAAGAGUGCAUCAUAGAGCGGCUUCUAUUGUGUCAAUUAAGGUUAACCCUACGUUUGUGACCUGCAGAGGAGGCUACUCCACGUGGUACAGCCGCAAGGCCAACGACCCGAAUCUCCUAAUCGGAGCCCUCACGAAAGAGACAAUUUUUGAGCAAACAGAGCCUGCUACAUACAACAAUGCUCCUUUCUGGGCUUAUUGGCUAGACUCCAUGCGGGGUCACAGCGGCUACAACCAGCUUCUUGCAGAGGACAUUCCAGUCCCUAAAGUACAGCUUAAUCCUGCUCUAUAG